Molecule: messenger RNA, 2850 nt
Organism: Macrosteles quadrilineatus (aster leafhopper)
Lineage: Eukaryota; Metazoa; Arthropoda; Insecta; Hemiptera; Cicadellidae
Product: DNA-binding protein RFX2-like
Exons: 18
Coding region: 74-2587 (837 amino acids)
Biological process (GO): regulation of transcription by RNA polymerase II
Molecular function (GO): DNA-binding transcription factor activity, RNA polymerase II-specific; RNA polymerase II cis-regulatory region sequence-specific DNA binding
Source: RefSeq, a predicted model, not a curated record
UUAGAUACACUACCUAUCUAAAGUUAAUAAACAUUGGCUCAACCCUCAUUUUAAAAUUAUCUCUACAUAAAAAAUGGAUUAUGAUUAUAUUAAAGAAGAGUAUUUAAGUGAUGAUGAAUACUACUACGAGGAAAAAAGACGAAAUCUUGCUUUUCAAAACAUUUUGGAUGAGGAAGAAAUUGUUAGAAAAUCCCUAGGAAAAGUUCCUAGCAGAAAAUUGGUUAAAGGAGGCGACGGGGGGCAAGCUGUAGCCAUGGCGACGGCGUUGGGAGCCAACAACGGUGCUGCCACAGCGGCCAGUGGUGCCACCAUCACAGUAGUCGCUACCAACCAGAUUCUACAGGUUACUCCGACUGUGGUGACAGUGCAGACAAGAGAACACUCGCCAGAUACCAUAUCUAUAACAGCUGUGCCAACGUCACAUCCGACUUUGUCUCAGAACGGCAGUGUUGAGAGUGUGCUGCACAGUCCAGGAGAUUCCUCUGAUGGUUCCAACAACCCUGUAGGUCGAGACUCCACACCAGACACGGCUGCUACAAUUGUGGACUCCUCUCACUAUAUCACAGUUGCCGUUCCAGACACGGAGACGGUGGGCAGUGACGGAGUGGGUCACUCCACAUAUGUUCAGUAUGUGGAGAGUACACCAGACCAGGCUAUCUACACCACCACCAACGGACAGAUGGCUUACCCGGUGUACACGGUGGGAGGGGAGAGUGGCACAAUGUACACACCUGCGUCAGGGCAGUACUACACGCCUGGAAACUCUACCCCUGUCACUUACACACAGGUAGCCAACAGCCUGAACCAAGGCGCAGGUAACCAGCUGCUCGGCAACACAACCUACUUGAUACAGCAGAGUGUGGACAAUGAACACACACUGAUAGCAGCGUCUCGCAACAGUCCCCAGACUGUCACUGCGGACGUGGCUUACCUGGUCAACUCCAGUGGUACCACUGCGGGCCCCGGCUGUCGGGACAGUGGCGCCAACAGCUCCUCAUCAUCUACCAUAGACAAUGAGGGAUCCUCCAACCUGGUACAUGCUACUAGAAUAUCACCCGCUACUGUCCAAUGGCUGCUGGAGAACUACGAGACUGCAGAAGGCGUGUCGCUGCCGAGAUGUACCAUGUACUGUCACUACCUUCGCCACUGUUAUGAUAACAAGCUGGACCCUGUCAAUGCGGCCAGCUUCGGCAAACUGAUACGUAGUGUGUUUCUGGGUCUGCGCACACGACGGCUCGGCACGAGGGGUAAUUCCAAAUACCACUACUACGGUAUACGAGUCAAGCCCAACUCCCCCCUAAACUCUGCGACUGUGGGUGAUGAAGCUACUUCUCUGUCGUCGCGGGUAUCGAACCAGUCAACCCCGGGUCACAAGCGGUACAAGCUCAUUCACAAGACGGAGAGCAACACCAGCAACGACUGUAUCACAGAACACAACCACUCGUCCAAUCACAGCUCACAGUCAAACAACCACCAGUUUCUGGGGGACGGAGCCAACGCUAUCCCGGAGUUCCCAGAGAUAGAACUCCCUCCGGACUGCACUCUUCCAGAAGACUGCUCCUUAGAGGAUGUUGAUACUCUCCGUAGCAUCUAUAGGGAACAUUGUGAGGCCUUCUUAGACGCUAUCAUGAACUUGGAGUUUGUUACGAUUGAGUCUCUGUGGCGAGAGUUUUGGCGAUCGCAAGAUAACAACAAUGGAGACGAGUGUGAAGAAGAGAAGUACUUGUCUAAAACCAAGCUGUAUCUCCUCAGCAAGUGUUCAUACAUACAGCAGUUUGUGCGGAGGGUGGAUUACCAUUUUUACCAGAAUCUAGUCGAAGUGCUCAUUCCUGACGUGCUCAGGCCAAUACCUAGUUCCUUAACCCAAGCCAUUCGUAACUUUGCCAAAGGUCUUGAAUCUGGUCUCAACGCUGCCAUGGUUGGAUGUCCCCAAGAUAUGGUCAAUAUCAAGGUGAAUGCAGUGGCAGCGUUUGCCCAGACUCUGCGCCGCUACACGUCACUGAACCAUCUGGCGCAGGCUGCGCGAGCCGUGCUACAGAACUCCACACAGAUCAACCAGAUGCUUGCUGACCUCAACCGUGUAGACUUUCACAACGUACAGGAGCAGGCAUCAUGGGUCUGCCAGUGUGACGGUAUGCUGGUACAGAGGCUGGAGGCUGACUUCAAGGUGACACUUCAGCAGCAGAACUCCCUAGAAGAGUGGGCCAGUUGGCUGAAGAAUGUAGUCAGCACGGUGCUGAAGCCGUACCAGGGCAAACCUAACUUCACCAAGGCUGCCCGACAGUUCCUGCUCAAGUGGUCGUUCUACAGUUCGAUGGUGAUUCGAGACCUAACCCUGAGGUCUGCCGCAAGCUUUGGCUCGUUCCAUCUGAUCCGGCUGCUCUAUGAUGAGUACAUGUUCUAUCUCAUUGAGCAUCAAGUGGCCUUGGCGACUGGAGAGACUCCCAUUGCUGUCAUGGGCGAGAAGUGUGGCGGCUCCAGCAUGCUAGACUACCCACUUGACUCACUGGCGUCUUGUAAUGGAGAUGAGAGUUACUUAGGUUUGGAGCAACAUCUUCCAUCAGCCAAACGCAUCAAGCUCAGCUAACCGGCCCCUACCACCUGCCCCACCUUCUAGUCCACCACGCCGCUUGUCCUACGUAGAUGUGCCAUGACAACAAUUGGCAGUUCUAACUAGAAAUCUUCUGUUUAUUUUAUAACGAUUAUACAACUUAAUUUAUUAACGGUUUUUACCGUAAUCACACUGUUUUAAUGCUUUAUAUGGUCUCCUGUAAUGGACGUUUUGUGUGAUUUGAUGUUUUGCACUGUUCAGUGUUUUGUCUAUUUCUUUAAUAAAGAAUUUGAUCUCGA